Messenger RNA from Ananas comosus (pineapple), 1633 nucleotides. RefSeq names its product pentatricopeptide repeat-containing protein At2g20540. Gene Ontology annotation, biological process: RNA modification. Gene Ontology annotation, molecular function: RNA binding; protein binding. The record is from RefSeq and is a predicted model, not a curated record. NCBI's taxonomy places the organism in Eukaryota, Viridiplantae, Streptophyta, Magnoliopsida, Poales, Bromeliaceae. Bases 8 to 1621 code for a protein of 537 amino acids. The transcript has a single exon.
UUGGGUAAUGAAGGAAAUGGAGGAUAGGGUAAUGCCCAAAUUGAGAAACUGCGAUAGCUUCGACGAACUGAGGCGAAUCCAUGCUUACAUCGUGGUCUCCUCCCUCUCCCAAAGCAGCUACCUGUCGACCCAAAUCGUCAACAUCUGCAACGCCAAUAGAAGGAUCGACCACGCCGCCCUAGUAUUCACCCAAAUAGAAGAGCCCAACGUGUUCCUCUACAACGCCAUGAUCAAAGCCUACACCCAAAACGAUCGCCAUCGCGAAGCAAUCGCCACGUACAUCCAAAUGCUGCGGCGCUCACGCGACCAAGAUCCAAUUUUUACCGACCGGUUCACCUACCCCUUCGUUCUCAAAGCCUCCGGAGGCCUCCUCGACCUGGAUCUCGGGAACCAAGUUCACGCCAACGUGAUCAAAUCCGGGCUGAGCCCCAACUCCGUAAUCCAAAACUCUCUCAUCGAGACGUACACCAAAUGCGACGCGCUACCGCUCGCGCACAAGGUGUUCGACGAAAUGCGCGAGCGAGACGUGGUCUCGUGGAACACGCUGGUCUCAGCCUACGCGCGCCUAGGGCAGAUGAAAAGGGCGAGAGCUUUGUUCACUUCCAUGCCGAACAAAACGGUGGUCUCGUGGACGGCGCUGAUCUCCGGGUACGCCAACAUCGGCCGCUACGCGGAGGCCGUGGACGCGUUCCGGGAGAUGCAAAUGGAAGGGGUGGUCGCCGACAAGAUCAGCGUGGUGUCUGUGCUGCCCGCGUGCGCCCAACUGGGCGCGCUGGAGCUCGGGAAGUGGAUCCACGCCUACGCGGACAAGCGCGGGCUCCUGCGCAGCACCGUCGUGUGCAACGCGCUCAUCGAGAUGUACACCAAGUGCGGCGGCGUCGACCUCGCGCUCCGGGUGUUCGACGAAACGCCCCAGAGAGACGUGGUCACGUGGAGCGCCAUGAUCGCGGGGCUCGCCGCGCACGGCAGGGCCCGCGGCGCGAUCGCGAUGUUCGCGGAGAUGGAGCGGGAGGGGUCCGCGCGGCCCAACGCGGUCACCUUCCUCGCGCUUCUGUGCGCCUGCUCGCACGCGGGGAUGCUCGACGAAGCCCUCGGAUUCUUCGACGCGAUGCAGAGCAAGUACGAUAUAAUUCCCGGCGUGGAGCACUACGGGUGUUUGGUGGACAUCCUCGGCAGGUUGGGGAGGAUCGAGCACGCGCGGAAGGUGAUCGACGAAAUGCCCGUGAGACCCGACGCGCGCGUGUGGGGCGCGCUGCUGAGCGCGUGCAGGACGCGUGGCGACAUCCCAGCGGCGGUGACGGCGAUCGAGCGGCUGGUGGAGCUGGAGCCCGGGGACGGGGGCAAUUACGUAAUUUUGUCGAACACGUACGCGGCGGCGCGGAGGUGGGAUGACGUGGCGCGCACGCGGCGGGAGAUGCGGCGCCGGGGCGUGGGGAAGCGCGUCCCCGGGUGCAGCGCGAUCGAGGUGGGCGACGAGGUCAGGGAGUUCGUGGCAGGAGGGGAUUGGUCGGAUCCGGUGUUUGGUGUUAUGGGCGGUGUAUUGGAUCAUUUGGCAAGGGUGAGUGAGGAGGAUGAUGAUUGGAUUGUGGAAUUAACGGUGGCUGAACAAGGAUCGUGUUAAUGAAUUCAUAAA